Messenger RNA from Echinops telfairi (small Madagascar hedgehog), 2072 nucleotides. Its product is annotated as protocadherin beta-2. Gene Ontology annotation, molecular function: calcium ion binding. Gene Ontology annotation, cellular component: plasma membrane. The transcript has 2 exons. Gene Ontology annotation, biological process: homophilic cell-cell adhesion. NCBI's taxonomy places the organism in Eukaryota, Metazoa, Chordata, Mammalia, Afrosoricida, Tenrecidae. The record is from RefSeq and is a predicted model, not a curated record. The coding region runs from base 1 to 1914 and encodes 637 amino acids.
AUGGAGGCGGGAAAGGAGAAGGAAGGCGUUCAGACACAAAGGCAAGUCCUGCUAUUCUUUGUUUUGCUGGGCAUUGCUCAGGCUGAUUUCGAACCUAGGCACUAUUCCGUGGCCGAGGAAAUGGAGAGCGGCUCUUUUGUAGUUAACUUGUUAAAAGACUUGGGGCUGGAGAUUGGUGAACUAGCUGCGCGGGGCCCCCGGGUCAUUUCCAAAGGGAAAAAAUUGAACUUACAGGUCGAUAGGCAAACCGGAGAUAUGUUGUUAAAUGAGAAAAUGGACCGGGAGGAACUGUGUGGUCACACGGAACCGUGUGUACUACCCUUCCAGGUGUUAUUGGAAAACCCUUUACAGAUUUUUCAGGCCGAGCUACAGAUUAGAGAUAUAAAUGACAAUUGUCCAGUUUUUCUAGACAAGGAAAUAAUUUUGAAAAUUUCCGAAAGUAUCCCUCCCGGAACAACUUUCCUAAUAGAACGUGCCCAGGACUUAGAUGUAGGAAGCAACGGUCUACAAAACUACACAAUUAGCCCCAAUUUCCACUUCCAUCUUAAAUUACAAGAUAGUCCAGAUGGUUUAUUGCCACAGCUGGUGCUGGACAAAGCGCUAGAUCGCGAAGAACAGCCUGAGAUCAGGUUAACACUCACUGCCCUGGAUGGGGGGACUCCGCCCAAGUCUGGCUCCGCCCAGGUCCGCAUUGAAGUCCUGGACGUCAACGACCACGCCCCUGAGUUUGCAAAGCUGCUCUACGAAGUACAGGUUCCUGAGAAUAGCCCCAUUGGAUUCCUGGUUGCCAUCGUCUCUGCUAAUGAUGUAGACAUCGGAACUAAUGGACAAUUAUCCUACACGCUUUUCCAGGCCUCUGAAAACAUUCGCAAAACGUUUCGAAUAAAUGCAGAAUCUGGAGAACUUCUUUUAACGCAGAAACUGGAUUUCGAAGCCGUUCAGACAUACACAGUAAAUAUUCAGGCGACAGAUGGUGGGGGGCUUUCUGGAAGUUGUGUGGUGUUUGUUCAAGUGAUGGAUUUGAACGACAACCCUCCAGAACUGACCAUGUCAACACUUCUGAGCCAUAUCCCAGAAAAUCUGCAGGAUAUUGUAGUUGCUGUAUUCAGUGUUUCAGAUCCUGACUCCGGAGACAACGGAAGGAUGGUUUGCUUCAUCCAAGACGAUCUUCCUUUCUUCCUGAAGCGCUCUGUUGAGAAUUUCUACACUCUGGUGUCAAAAGAAGCACUGGACCGAGAGGAGAGAGCAGAGUACAACAUCACCAUCACCGUCACCGACUUGGGGUCCCCCAGGCUGAAAACCGAGCACACCAUCAGGGUGCUGGUCUCCGACGUCAAUGACAACGCACCCACCUUCACCCAAACCUCCUACACACUGUUCGUCCGCGAGAACAACAGCCCCGGCCUGCACCUGGGCACAGUCAGCGCCACCGACAGAGACGCGGGCACCAACGCCCAAGUCACCUACUCCCUGCUGCCGCCCCGCGACCCGCACCUGGCGCUCGCCUCGCUGGUGUCCAUCCACGCGGACCGCGGGCACCUGUUCGCGCUGCGGGCGCUGGACUUCGAGGCCCUGCGCGCCUUCGAGGUCCGCGUGGGCGCGGCGGACGCGGGCUCCCCGGCGCUGAGCAGCGAGGCGCUGGUGCGCGUGGAGGUGCUGGACGACAACGACCACGCGCCCCUGGUGCUGUACCCGCCUUCGGUGCCUGAGGGCCGCUUUCCAAGCCACUUGGUGGACGUGUGUGGCACAGGGACUCUAUCCCAGAGCUACCAGUAUGAGGUGUGUCUAACAGGAGCUUCUGGGACCAACGAGUUCAAGUAUCUGAAGCCAAUUUUACCCAACUUCCUUUCACAGGGUGCUGAUGGUGUUAGUGAGACAAAUGCUAGUUUCAGGAAUAGCUUUGAAUUCAGUUAAAUAUUGUUGACAUUGACCUACUCGCUGAGUAAUAACUGGAAGGUUGGCACGUUUACCCGUAGAUGCAUCCGGGAAGAGGCUGGUGACCUACUUCCCACAGUUCACACCCUUGAAAACCAUAUGAAGUCUAGUUCUACUCUGCAAUGUAUUGGGGUAAG